Closterium sp. NIES-65 is the source of this 1155-nucleotide messenger RNA. NCBI's taxonomy places the organism in Eukaryota, Viridiplantae, Streptophyta, Zygnematophyceae, Desmidiales, Closteriaceae. The record is from the annotation of a GenBank genome assembly.
AUGGGGGAGAGACAGUUUAGAAUAGCGAAGGAGGAGUUGGGAGAGGUGAAGGGGGAGUCGGGAGAGUUGAAGGGCAAGCUGGCGUACGUGAAGGAGGAGUUGGUGGGACACGAGAUUGGACGCCAUGACUGUGGUGCAUACCUGGAGGGCGGAGGCGACAAAAGGAGCAGCAUGAAGGACUGUGGUGCAUACUUGGAGGGCGGAGGCGACAAAAGGAGCAGCAUGAAGGGGGGCGGAAAUGCAUCCAUGGCAGCAGCAGCACCUCUAACACCCUCGCCAUCGCCACCUGAGCCACGCCCAACACCCUCGCCUUCACAACCAGCUCCUUGCUUCUCACCCCCCACCGCUGUGCCCCGCACUCCCACAUGCACUUGUUCCUAUGGGCCGUGGUGCAAGGUUCAGCACUCGCACAUGCACGCGGAAGGGGAGGGGGGCGGAAGAGAGGAAAAAGGGGCUGAAAUUGCUCGCUCGCAGAUACACUUGUUCCUCUGCCCCGACGCCCCCGAACUGAACCCCACACUCCCAUAUGUGAUUGUUGUCCUGUCGCGACGGAGGGGAGGGGAGAGAGUGACUGAGAUUGAAAGAGGGGAGAGGGCAGCGACUAGGGGCACGAGUGGGAAGGAGGAGCGCGACGUAGGCGAAAUUGGGCAAGCGACGUGGGCGGAAUGGGGCGUGCGAUGGUGGCGGAAUGGGGUGUUCGACGGGGGCGGAAUGGGGCGUGCGAUGGUGGCGGAAUGGGGUGUUCGACGGGGGCGGAAUGGGGUGUUCGACGGGGGUGGAAUGGGGUGUUCGACAGGGGCGGAAUGGGGUGUUCGACGGGGGCGGAAUGGGGUGUGGGACGUGAGUGGAUUGGGGCUCUCCGCCCCUCCGACUGCACCUGCUGCAGCCAUGGAUGCAGCCUCCACCCCUCCUACUGCUCCUGCUGUUGCCUUGGCCCCUCCUACUGCUCCUUUUGCUGCCAUGGACGCAGCCUUCGCCCCUCCUACGGCUCCUUCUACUGCCAUGGACGCAGCCUCCGCCCCUCCUACUGCUCCUUCUGCUGCCAUCCUACUGCUCUUUCUGUUGCCACGGACGCAGCCUCCGCCCCUCCUACUGCUCCUGCUGCUCCCCCGGCGCAGCCUCUACUCCUCCUACUACUCCGCCUCUACUUGUUAA